AUGAGGAGUAUAGAGGAGAGUGACUGCAGCACCACUCACAGUUUCCUUUUUGGAGCACUGGCUGAACUGCUGGACAAUGCAAGAGAUGCAGGGGCUGCAAGACUUGAUGUGUUUUCAGUGGAUAAUGAAAAACUGCAGGGUGGAUUCAUGUUAUGCCUCCUGGAUGAUGGAUGUGGUAUGAGCCCGGAGGAAGCUUCAGAUAUCAUUUACUUUGGAGCAUCCAAGAAACGAUUAUCAACCUUGAAGUUUAUUGGGCAAUAUGGCAAUGGUCUUAAAAGCGGAUCCAUGAGGAUUGGGAAAGACUUUAUUCUUUUUACAAAGAAGGAAGAAACGAUGACCUGUGUGUUUUUUUCUCAGACAUUCUGUGAAAGAGAAGGCCUUAGUGAGGUUGUGGUUCCAAUACCCUCAUGGCUAACAAGAACCAGAGAAUCUGUCACAGAUGAUCCUCAAAAAUUCUCAACGGAAUUGUCUAUAAUUUAUAAGUACUCUCCAUUUAAAACUGAAGCUGAGUUGAUGCAGCAGUUUGAUGUCAUUUAUGGGAAAUGUGGUACUUUGCUGGUUAUUUAUAACCUGAAGCUUCUGCUUAGUGGAGAACCAGAGUUGGAUGUUAAAACUGACAAGGAAGAUAUACUGGUGGCUGGAGAUUCUGAGGAUUUUCCAGAGAGAUGGUCAUUCAGAGCCUACACAUCUGUUCUCUAUUUUAACCCUUGGAUGAGGAUAUUCAUUCAGGCCAAAAAAGUUAAAACAAAACACCUGUAUUACUGCCUCUACAAACCCAGAAAGUAUCUGUAUGUCACAUCUUCUUUUAAAGGAGCAUUUAAGAAUGAAGUUAAAAAGGCAGAAGAAGAAGUAAAGAUUGCUGAAUCUGUACUGAAAGAAGCACAAAUCACAGUAAACCAGCCUAAUACAACUUCCUUGUCUUCUCCUGCCAAGGAUAUAUUACAGAAAGCUAUGAAAGAUGUAGAAGCAAAGCGUAAGAUUCUUAGAGAGAAACAGAGAGAAUUAAGAAAAGCAAGGACACUUUCCCUGUUCUUUGGAGUGAACAUAGAAAACCGAAGCCAAGCUGGGAUGUUCAUUUACAGUAAUAACCGCUUGAUCAAAAUGCAUGAGAAAGUGGGCCCACAGUUGAAACUGAAGUCCUUACUUGGUGACGGUGUGGUUGGAAUUGUUAAUAUACCCUUGGAGAUCAUGGAGCCAUCCCAUAAUAAGCAGGGAUUUUUCAAUGUCCAAGAAUAUAAUCACCUACUGAAAGUCAUGGGACAGUACUUGGUCCAGUACUGUAAGGACACUGGAAUCAAUCUUUGCCUUAAAUGGAGAGUCUUGCCGCCUCCUGUUAAUUUUCAGGAAAAAGACUUUUUUGACAUCUGGAUUUGUGCUAAUAAUCCUAACCACUUGGAAAACAGUUGUAAUAAAACAGAACGCCUACCUCUCAUCCCCCUGGGCAACAUGAACACAGUGCUACCAUCAAAAAAUGAGAAAGAGAAGCAACUUCAAGAGUCAGUCCAGAGGUAUCACAAUCGACUGGCUGAACAGCAUCCACAGCCUCAGUUUAUACCGAUAAGUAGGAUCACUGAACUAAAAACAUGUUCUUUGUUAUAUAAGGAAAAUACAAAAACUCAGAAAAUCAGGCCUUUGGAUGAUGACUUGAAGCAUGAAUCUGCUGCAUCCUUUGAGCUUUUGGUCAACCACAGAGGCUUGAAAAGAAACACAGAAGCAACAGACUCUGAUGUAGAGUACAUCUCAGAGACUAAGAUUAUGAAGAAGUCUGUACAGAAGAAAGCGAAACCUCAACCACAGAGACACCCAGCAGCCCUGCAGGAAAAUGCCAGACUAGCUGAGAGAUCCCAGGCCUCUUCUUGGGAAAUGAAAAAGAAGCAGAGUCAAAACCUUGUGCACGAAUGUAAAGCUUUGAUCGAAACUGAAGCCAGCAACAGCAGCCCAGACGUGAUCCUGGUUUUAGAUGAAGAUGACACUGAUGUUUCAUUGAAACAAGAAAAAAAUGAAGUUUCUCUUAUGAAAAAAGAAAAACAGGAACUGUGCAGUGAUACUCCAGAAAUAAAGAGAAACUCUUCAUUGCUUAACUGGGAAAGCUUAUUUUUGUGCAGUGUGCCCACGGAAGAUUUAAGUCCAAGUUCUGGACACAAAGCAGAAGUUCCUGUGAGUGGUGGUUGUGAAUUUGCCUCUUCCCUGGCAAAGUCUUCUCAAAGCACAUCUGUCAAGGAGACAGUAAGAAAACUGACGUCUAAUUUAAGGGAGAUUCUUCUACAUUUUUUUCCUGAGUAUCAGCUACCACCAGACUUUGGCUAUACAUCUUUGGAGGAACUCAUAGCAAGUUCUGAGCUGGAGCAAUGCCCAGAGCAGACAAACAAAAAGCUGAAAAUGGUUUUCAAUCAGAUGCAGAAUAUUUACAUGAUUCAAUAUGAAAAAAAACUAAAGAAAAAAAUGCUGUCCAUUAUCUGUGAUGCAAAUAGAAGAGGAGUGGUUAAUGAAAUAUCUGUGGGACAAUAUGAAAGAAAAAGAAAAGUUACUGAAGAUAAACUUAAUAAUCUUCGUGUAAAACUGGCAGUAUUGUUGGAGAAACUUAAGCUGGGUGGUCCAACAGGAGACCUGGAGCAGAUUGACAGUUAUUUAGAAGCUUUGCUUAAAGAAGACAAUCUCCUUUCUCACAACACUUUAAGUAAAGUAACUAUGGAUACAGGACUGGAAAACAGCGGUUUUCAAAAUUAA
Molecule: messenger RNA, 2727 nt
Organism: Manis javanica (Malayan pangolin)
Lineage: Eukaryota; Metazoa; Chordata; Mammalia; Pholidota; Manidae
Source: RefSeq, a predicted model, not a curated record